AUGGCGGUGAAGAAACAGGAGGGAGAGAAGCAAAGGACCAGGGACAAGCUAGGGCAAGUUCCUGAUGCAGAUGGCUGUUUGCUCACAGCCGUUCCUGGGAGCACCAGUCCUGACGGGGAGAAGACCUGGUCCAAGAAGUUCCCGUCCUGUGGGGGCCUGCUGCAGUCCCCGAUAGACCUGCACGGCGACAUCCUGCAGUAUGACGCCAGCCUUGUGCCCCUCAGCUUCCAAGGCUACAAUGUGUCUGCCAACGAACAGUUUCUCCUGACCAACAACGGCCAUUCAGUGAAACUGAACCUGCUCCCGGACAUGCACAUCCAGGGCCUCCAGUCCCGCUACAGUGCCACGCAGCUGCACCUGCACUGGGGGAACCGGAACAAUUCCCACGGCUCCGAGCACACCGUCGGCGGGAAGCACUUCGCGGCUGAGCUGCACAUUGUCCAUUAUAACUCAGACCUGUAUCCCGAUGCCAGCACCGCCAGCAACAAGUCCGAAGGCCUCGCUGUCCUGGCUGUUCUCAUUGAGAUGGGCUCUUUCAAUCCCGCCUAUGACAAGAUCUUCAGUCACCUUCAGCAUGUGAAAUACAAAGGCCAAGAAGUGCUGAUUCCAGCCUUCAACAUUGAGGAACUGCUUCCCGGGAAGACUGCGGAAUACUACCGCUACAGGGGCUCCCUGACCACGCCCCCUUGCCACCCCACUGUGCUCUGGACGGUUUUCCGAAACCCUGUGCAGAUUUCCAAGGAGCAGCUGCUGGCUCUGGAGACUGCCUUGUAUUGCACACAAGUGGACGACCCUUCCCCCAGGGAAAUGAUCAACAACUUCCGGCAGGUCCAGAAGUUUGAUGAGAGGCUGGUGUAUGUGUCCUUCCACCAAGUGCAAAUCUGUACCGUGGCUGGACCAGGUCUGGGCAUCAUCCUUUCGGUGGCCCUGGCUGGUGUUCUUGGCAUCUGUGUUGUCCUGGCGGUGUCCAUUUGGCUUUUCAGAAGGAAGAAGAGCAGAAAAGGCAACAACAACAACAACAAGGGAGUCAUUUACAAGCCGGCCAUCAAGAAGGAGACUGAGGCCCAUGCCUGAGGUCCCGGGAGCUCCCAGGCACGUCCAGGGAAGGACCUGGCUUCGGACGCUACCUACUUUGGCUCUCUGGACACGUGAAACACCUCACAGUGUUCUCUGGAGCCCAACCUGCAAACACCCCAGACCUCAGGGACCCUCUGGCGUGCCCCCUUGCCCUGGGACCACGGCCACACCCCAGUGUGAUCUGUGGAUGGGAUAUGCUCUCAGACCAAGAGGCAGGAACUCUGAGCUGCUUGCUGCAUCCAUCCGUGUGAGAUCAUGAGGGAGUCUGGAUUCUGGACCACAAACCAAGUGAUGGAUGGAGGGUUGCCACUGGUUGGAUGCUUCCAUCCAGGGCUUUCCUGGGGGGUGCCUAUGUGUCCUGGGAAUUCUGCUCCUUCUCCAUACUUUCAGACCAGAAUGUGCACUCUCUGUUAGCUUUUGCUUUGGAAACUCAAUUUCUUUCCUCAGGGGAGGGGUUGUCUCCCUCUGAUUUCCUUCUGCCAUGAAAAAAACCUUUAGCUUGACCUCACCUCACAACUCAGAGGGAAAAAUUGAGGCAGGAAGGGUUGGAGAGAGAAAAAGAAAAUGAGAUAUAUGUUGUAAUAUGAGGGAGG
This is a messenger RNA of Carlito syrichta (Philippine tarsier), 1670 nucleotides long. It is a transcript of the gene CA12, whose product is annotated as carbonic anhydrase 12. The coding region runs from base 1 to 1074 and encodes 357 amino acids. Gene Ontology annotation, molecular function: carbonate dehydratase activity; zinc ion binding. The transcript has 10 exons. Gene Ontology annotation, cellular component: plasma membrane. Lineage: Eukaryota; Metazoa; Chordata; Mammalia; Primates; Tarsiidae. The record is from RefSeq and is a predicted model, not a curated record.